Molecule: messenger RNA, 981 nt
Organism: Penicilliopsis zonata CBS 506.65
Lineage: Eukaryota; Fungi; Ascomycota; Eurotiomycetes; Eurotiales; Aspergillaceae
Exons: 5
Coding region: 1-981 (326 amino acids)
Source: RefSeq, a predicted model, not a curated record
AUGGACCAGCAAUGGAUCGGCUGUAUGGUUUCUGCAGCCGUGAUUCGCACCGCGGCCGCCUGUCACAGAUACCAACUGGAUUACCCGCCCGGUCAGGAACGCUCCGGACCCUCCAUCUCGCCAUCACCGCUCAUUGUCUCUGGAAUGUGGGUGGACUCGGGGAAGGCUCCCGCUGGUCCAGCGACUGCCUCCUCCUCAUCCUUCCCCGCCAUUUCCGAACUGCAACCCCCAACGAGCUCGAUCAUUUUCAUCUGGCAAUGCUUUCCUCCGAGCAUCGUGGGGUUCCUCACCCGGCCACACGAGCCCUACGACGAGAUGGGGAAUGCGACGGCGAAUCGGCCUAACCAACGGGCUCUGGCGUUACCUCGGCCAUCCAUGGUUGCCUUUCUGACCUCUAGACCUGUCGUUUGGCCGUGGAAGUCUAUUCCUGGUGACGGCUGGGUCCGCCAUCAACACGAAUCCUGGUGGUUCGAGCAGUCCACCUCUGCCCGCCCACCAACCAGUCCACUGGCGGUCGUUGCUGCUAGUAUUUGGGAGCGCUGCCAAUACGUGCAGCACUCCGUGCCUCUGUCUGCCAAUGAUCAUCGAUCUGGCUAUUGCUCCAACGGCCGAGUCCCUCAAGGUUCCAGGUUUUUCGCCCUUCUCCACGCCCUGUCGAUCCUCUUUUCCAAGGCCAGGGUCUUCCGAUCUGGUCGUGCCCUCUCCACAGAUCUCCAGCACCUGACACCCCUCCCCGAUAGAUCAGGCAUCCCUACCAUGUACAAGUCCUCCCUCUUACCCCUACACGGCGGCGCCAGGAAACCUGGAGAGGAAGUCUUGGCAAUCCGGAUCGGCUGGGUCAUCUUCUUUGCAGAGACGUCCCUCGAGUCUUUCUUCAUCAGGCCAGUCUACGACAUCAUCGUGCAUCACGCUAGCGAUUUGCUCGGAGUGAGCCCUCCUGCUACAAACUCUGCGAAGCUACUCGCUGGCAAUCUAUCGUGA